Messenger RNA from Diutina rugosa, 1737 nucleotides. RefSeq lists its product as uncharacterized. The record is from RefSeq and is a predicted model, not a curated record. Gene Ontology annotation, biological process: amino acid transmembrane transport. Gene Ontology annotation, molecular function: amino acid transmembrane transporter activity. Bases 1 to 1737 code for a protein of 578 amino acids. NCBI's taxonomy places the organism in Eukaryota, Fungi, Ascomycota, Pichiomycetes, Serinales, Debaryomycetaceae. The transcript has a single exon. Gene Ontology annotation, cellular component: membrane.
AUGGAGUUGGACUUGGAAAAGGUCGAAUUCCACCCUUACAACUCCACAAUCGCCCAUGGCGGAUCCAAGAUCGAGCCACGCGUCCUGGUGGUCGAUUCCACCGCCUCAGAGAGCUCUGAAGCUCCUGGAGGUGUCGAAAGAGGCCUCAAAUCUCGGCAGGUGCAAAUGAUCGUCCUUGGGGGCACCAUCGGUACCGGGCUCUUCAUUUCCACCGGUAAUAUUAUCGCCCAGGCCGGUCCUGGGCUGGCAUUGAUUGCCUUUCUCUUCAUAGCUACCCUUUGUUACAGUGUCACCAUGUCGCUUGGGGAAAUGGUUGCUUGUAUCCCUAUUACGGGUUCAUUUGCUCAAUUCGCCACGCGUUGGAUUUCGCCCGCAAUUGGGGCUGCUAAUGGAUGGAAUUACUGGUUCUCCUGGGUGACCACGUUUGCACUCGAACUAUCAAUCAUUGGUGACGUUAUUGGCUACUGGACACAUGCUGUCCCACUUUGGGCAUGGAUCACAAUCUUCUUUGUCGUGUUGACUGCACUCAAUCUAUUGCCCGUUUCAUUUUAUGGGGAAAUCGAAUUCUGGAUGUCACUAAUGAAGGUGUUAGCUGUUCUUGGUUGGUUAAUAUAUGCCCUUUGUAUGGUGUGUGGCGCUAACAAUGUGAGGGGCGCUGUUGGUUUCAGAUACUGGCACCACCCUGGCCCUUGGGGUCCAGGUUAUAUGGUGCAAAGUGAUCAGGCCACCGGUCGCUUCUUAGGGUGGCUUAAGUCGUUGAUUGCCGCUGCUUUCACCUUCCAAGGUACCGAAACCGUCGGUAUCACUGCUGGUGAAUCGCAAAACCCCCGCAAAACAUUACCGCUGGCCAUCCGCAAAAUCAUCUGGCGUAUUCUCAUUUUCUACGUCUUGGUGAUCUUUUUCCUCGGGUUGCUUGUUCCCUACGAUGACCCUCGGUUGGCAGCAAAUCAGCCGGCAGACUCUACCGCUGAGUAUUCGACUACAUCGCCCUUUCUUAUCGCCAUUCUCAAUAGCGGUACCCAUGUUCUUGACCACAUAUUCAAUGCUGUGAUUUUGAGUACAGUGAUUUCAGCCGGGAACAGUAACGUUUACUUGGCAAGUCGAGUGUUGUACGCGUUGGCUGAGUCACGCGUUGCCCCACGAUUCAUGAUGUGGACCCCGUAUAAGGGCGUGCCUGUGUUUUGCGUUUUGUUCCUGGCUGCCUUCGGCGCAUUAGGUUACUUAGCAGUGAAUCUGGCGUCAAUGGUGGCGUUCAAUUGGUUAUUGAACAUUUCUGCCACUGCCAGUUUGCUUGCUUGGGGCUGGAUUUCAGUGUGUCACAUCCGAUUUAUGAAUGUGUUGAAAGCGCGAGGUGUUGAUCGCAACACCCUUCCUUUCAAGGCACCAUUUAUGCCGUAUGCCGCUUACUACGCCUCCUUCCUUAUCUUUCUCCUCGUGCUCGUCAACGGGUUUGACGUGUUCUGGAACUUCACAGCUAGUGAGUUCUUUACGGCUUAUAUUUCGCCAAUCUUCUUCGUCUUCUGCUGGUUGGUGUUCACCGUCAUAUUCAACAUGCCGAAAGAAGGGCCGUGGUAUAAGCGGUUACUUGCUGGGUUUAGAGGGUUUUACCCCCGCAAAUGGUUGGUACCGCUAGACGAGUGCGACAUUGAAACCGGUGCCCGUUAUUACGAGGACCUCGAACCUGAGGAUGAGACGCCCUUACCGUCGUGGCGCAAAAUUAUUAAGCCUAUUCUCUGA